AUGGCGGUCAGUGCCGUGAGACACCUCGCGCUCGUUCUCUGCGUCCUGCUGCAGUACCGCCAUAUGGCGGCACAAAAUAAGACCCUGAAGGAUCUCUUCAACAGUACGUCUUGCGCCAAACCGCCGUACACCUGCCCGCAUCCGCAGAUCGAGUUCUACCUGUAUACCAGAGAAACGCAGCAAGACCCAUUACUGUUGAACGUGCGGAACUACAAUUCCCUCCGGUACUCCAAAUUCAAUAAGACUCAUCCGACGAAGAUCAUCAUUCACGGCUUCGGCGGUGGACGAGACUUGGCGCCCAGCACGAACCUGCGAAAUGCGUAUUUCACGCGGGGCGAUUACAAUAUCAUAAUCGUGGAUUACGGCUCGUUGGUACGCGAGCCCUGUCUCGGGCAGAUCCAGUGGGGCCCGGACUUCUGCUCGCAAUGCGUCGCCCAGCUGGUGAAGUACCUGAGGGAUCAUCCCCGAGGCACCCGGGUGGAGAACAUACACGUGCUCGGUUACAGCGUGGGCGCGCAUAUCGCCGGACUCAUCGCGAAUUACCUGCCCGAUGACAGACUCGGGCGAAUCACGGGCCUCGAUCCGACGAUAUUUUUCUACAUGAACGGCAACCGCUCGAUGGAUUUAGACGAGACCGAUGCCCAUUUUGUGGACGUGAUCCACACGGGCGCCGGGAUCCUGGGGCAGUGGGGGCCCAACGGCCACGCGGACUUCUACGUGAACGGUGGCUCGAGUCAGCCCGGGUGCGCCACUUCUUCUAUACUCCAGACGCUCUCGUGCGAUCACACGAAGGUGACGCCGUAUUACAUAGAGUCGAUCACGACGAAGAAGGGAUUCUGGGCGGCCCCGUGCGCGAAUCUGUUCUCUUACCUGAUCGGAUGGUGCAAUCCCAAGAGAGAGGAGUACAUCUUAAUGGGGGAGGACUCCCCUCAUACGGCACGCGGCAUCUUCUAUCUGUCAACAAACGCACACAAACCGUACGCCCGAGGACUGCCCGAAAAAAGCCAGCGACGGACAAGUCGGAAGCGAUCGUCCUCCCGCCAGUAUUAAGCCUGUUGAAGCAACUGAUCAACAUAAUCAUAGAAUAGUAGCGUUAGAGCUAUGCGUCACGCAUCGUCGCCGCGAGGGAGAGAGUUUCCUCUUCACAGCUUCGCGCCACUUCGCAGAAUUUGCUCGCGUCUUCCUCGCGCGGGAAAAGCGCUCUUACCGAUCUCCUUCGAAUCGCGACGACGAAAAGCAACGAUAGCAAUUCAUCGCGUGUGUAGUUCGCGUUCGUAGACGCGUCUGAUCAGCCAGUUCGACACGCGUCCACGUAACACUUUCACCUGCCGCACUUCUCUCGCCGACACCGCGGGAAUUUAUAUUCGCGCCAUUAUAUAUUUCAAGUGUUCGCGCGGCUGUGGCCGGCGCUCGCUCGUGAUCUUUCAAAUAUAUUCACGGCUCGACGAAACGGCAUCUCUCGUCAUCUCCCGAGAGAAAUCGCGGAAAGGCGGACUCAGUCAAUAUUAAUUCGCGCAAUAACGAACGGAUGAAGGUCGCAAACGUGUGUCGCAAGUUUGUAUUCAGCGACGAGCAGCCGACGCUCGCGACGUUAUCUCGAUGGCGGAGGAAAAAUAAUUUAUUUCGAUAAACAUAAGGAGGGAUCGUCGUUCCUUCGCACUUUCGUCGCCGACACCGGGAACCUCUCAGCCUCCCCGACAUCUUCCUCCGCUCCUUCGGCGUGUAACGUUACAAAUACUAUAUCCUAACGUAGAUUUCUCGUUUUUAUACGUAAUUUAGCUCACGUAACCUGCGAGGUACAACUAAUUUAAUUUAAAGAGCCACGAUUUGCGCAGCGAAAAAUGCUCUCGACCUGUAAAGAGACUUUUCGAAUACAAAUGUCGCUCGCAGAGGUCCGGGAUUUGCUUUACUUACUUCACGACCCAUCCACCACUUCUCUCUCUCUCUCUCUCUUUCUCUCAGCAAAUCGCACACGGAUGUGUGUCGAUCGCCACAACAUGAGGCCAUGUUUAUGUUAACAACAAUAUUUAUUACAUAAUAAUAUUACGGUAUGGUAAUAACUUCUAUGGAUUUACAAUACACUGCCGCGCUAGUCCUUAAUAAUAUGUAUAAUAUGCAAUGGAAUGAUUACAAGUUCGUCGAUACAUCUACGCUUCAAAUCGGAGGCUCCUCGACGGCCUCGAGCUUUUGUUCUUAUCCUACCUCGAUAGCUCUCUCUCUCUCUCUCUCUUUCUCUUGAAUUUGCGUGGGUUCUAUCUCUCAGGUGCGGGUGUACGAUCCUGUAUACGGACGGUGCUCUCGACGUCGUCGGUCCGCGCGUACGAAUGUACACGUGUACACGUGUACGCCUGCACAGGUAGGCGAAAACGCGUUCGAUUUCCUUCCUUUUCCUUUCGUGAAUUCGGUCUUUUCUCUCCUGAGAUUUCGAGGGAGAUUCCGCGAGCGGCUCUCGCGAGCAUCGUCCGCGUUUAGCUCGAAAUAACUAGAAAACCAGGUGUCACUUAAGGAACACGAUAAUCUACCGUAAAAAGUGGACAGUAUCCCAAUUCCCUCUGGUUAUAACUUAUCGUUCGUCGCCGAAAUUGAACAUCAGUGCAAGGAUUCACGUUUCGCGCGAUGAUGACGGCGUGAUGAUGAUGCAAGGGGUGGGGGGGGGGAGGUAAAACUCAAAACGAAUCGUCCCGACAAGAUCGGCAGGGAAUUUCGAGAGAGAAAACGACCGUCCGCAUCGGCUGGAUUUUCCAGCGAUCAA
Dinoponera quadriceps is the source of this 2752-nucleotide messenger RNA. RefSeq names its product pancreatic lipase-related protein 2-like. Gene Ontology annotation, biological process: lipid metabolic process. The record is from RefSeq and is a predicted model, not a curated record. Gene Ontology annotation, molecular function: lipase activity. The transcript is spliced from 7 exons. NCBI's taxonomy places the organism in Eukaryota, Metazoa, Arthropoda, Insecta, Hymenoptera, Formicidae. The coding region runs from base 1 to 1050 and encodes 349 amino acids.